This is a messenger RNA of Prorocentrum cordatum, 2762 nucleotides long. The record is from the annotation of a GenBank genome assembly. Lineage: Eukaryota; Dinophyceae; Prorocentrales; Prorocentraceae.
CGCUGGUCCCCUGGACAACCCGAAGCAGGGGCGCAUGAGCCUUGCGAGCCGCAGCCACAAAGGGGCUCGAGCUUGUGGGUGGCCGCUGCGCUUGGCCCGCGCCGCCCCCCGGCCCCAGCCAUGGGCUGCGCCUCGGCCAAACCGGGGGGCGCGGGGCCCGCCAAGCCGACCCAGGGCUCGGAGGGAGGCAAGGCAGGGAAGCCGGGGGAGCUGCGGCUUCUCGAGGAGUAUUCGGUCGGGCAGACGUUGGGGGAGGGUGCAUUCGGCGUCGUCUCCAACUGCAAACACCGCACAACCGGGGUCGAGUACGCAGUGAAGAUGGUCGACAAGGUUGAGACGCCGGUGGACCAGAUCAAAAAGGAGGCGGCCAUGCUCGAGAGCCUGAACCACCAAAACAUAGUGAAAGUCCACGGCGUCUACUACGAGAGGUGUUUCGUCUGUAUCGUCAUGGACAAGUACAGCGGCGGGGACCUCGUAGAGGGCCUGCAGAAGCACCUGAAAGAGCGGGGCCAGAUCAACUGCCACCACGUCGUGCACGUGUCGCGGCAGAUGGGCGCCAGCGUCCAGUACCUGCACAGCAAGCUGACCGUCCACCGCGACAGCUCGGGCGACAAUUAUCUCAUGGACCGAAGAGACAUGACGGACCCAGACUGCAAGGUGGUGCUCACCGACUUCGGCACCGCCUGCAACGUGACCGCCGACGAGCGGCUCAGCGCCGCCGUCGGCACCAAGAUCUUCUGGGCGCCAGAGUUCUUCGACAAGAACUACGGCAUGAAGGUCGACGUGUGGGCCAUGGGCGUCAUCAUGUACGGCUUGGUGAGCGGCCGCUUCCCCUUCAGGGACGAGGCCGACAUCCGCGCGAAGGAGCUGAAGAUCCCAAAGCGGGUCCACCAGCUCUGCGAGGACUUCAUCAAGAAGAUACUCGAGAAGAAGGAGGCGGCCCGUCUCUCCGCGGACCAGGUGAUGGCGCACGGCUGGGUCGACCCGGGCAACGGCAAGCGCUCGAGCUCGAGCAGGGCGGCCGUCGAUGCGGGGGACGACGAGGGCCCGACCCAGGACAUGAGAGUCGAGGACGCGAACGACGGCAUCAAGGAGAGGAGGCAGGAGUUGAUCAACCGGCUCAACAAGGAGCACGACAUCCUCGGCGGCAAGAAGGGGACCUCGAGCCAGGGCAGGGAGAAGCAGUCGAGUCACGCCGAGGGCAGCAAGUUCACCCUCAAGGACAAGGCGAACAACCGCAUGGUCUACGAGUGGUUCGACAAGGCGAGGCAGAAGGCCAGCAACGUCUCCGACACCGAGGGCAAGGCGCCUUCCGAGUCGCUGCUGAAAGAGAGCGGCACCGAUCACAAGAUGUUCUCCCAGAUGCUGGAGGAUCACAACAUCAAGACCAGCGCCUUCGGAACGGGCAAGGCAAAGACCCUGCCCGAGCUGGUGGCGGAGGUCGACGGCGGGGCCGCGCGGCUCAUGCUCGACGCCACUGAGCACAAGAAGCUGGUGCGCGUUUGCGACCUCGUGGUUCUCAUUCUUAAAGACGCAAGCGGCGAACGCAUCCUUAUCGAGACGGAAGAGCAGUUCGAAGACGGCCGCAAACGGGUCACCAACCGGUUGCCAGGCACAAAGAAGGAGCCCUAUGAGAACACGCGGCAGGUCUCAGAGAGGAUCUUAAAGGAGUUCCUCAAACUCGAUCCGAAGGGCAUAACGCUUGAUCUGAAUAGGAUCGAACGGGUGGAGGAGGAGAUCGAGUCUAUUUCUUAUCCAGGCGUCACGUCAGUCUACCGCAAGGAGCUGGUGGAGGGCGUAUUCUCCAUGACGGACGCGGCCGCCCUUGCCACGGUCGGGCUGCCCUCCUUCGGCUCCUGGGAUGCCACUGAUGCUAAGGGUAACACCAAGAUCUUUAACUGGAUGACCAGCAAGCAGUGUGAGGAGAAGCAGAUCAAGCUUCAGCCGAAGACCCAGGAGGUUUCGACGCUGGUGCGGGCGCCCAUCGGCCUCAACGAGGAGGCACUUCGCAGGCACCUCACCAACUGCGGCGUCGAUGUCAGCAAGUUCGGUGGCCCCGACACGAAGACUUUGAAGGAGUUCUCCGCAGAGCUUAUCAAGGGGGAGUCCACGCUGACGGAGGACUCCUCUGGCAACGUUCUGCGUGUUGUGGACAUCGUAGUGCUGCUCAUCUCGAGAAAGGAGGGCAGCGAGCUGCUGGUGCAGACCGAGCAGAUCAGCGCGGCGGGCACCAGGACCACGCUGAACCGGCUCCCUGGCGCGAAACGCCGCCCAGACGAGAACCAGUUCCUUAGCGCCCGCCGGAUCAUCAAGAGGCAGCUCGAGAUCGACGAGAACAUGGUGUUCCUGGACAGGUCGGUCCAAAGCAUCGAGGAGGUGAAGCACGCCCCCGCCUACCCUGGCCUCAAGACUGUCUACCGCAAGCGGCUCGUCAGCGGCGCCCUGCAGAUGAGGUGAGGCGCCACGCCGCCCCCCGUCCGCGGCGCGCAGAAGGGGGCGGCGUGAGGGGGGCGGCCGUCCAAGCAGGCGGGGGGCCUGUCGAAAGCCCUCCUGCCUUCUAAGGGGUCUUCUUACGGCCUCCGAUCCCUGCCGGGGGCGCCGCGCCCGCCGCCCUGGCCCCCUCGCGCACGCCGCGGGGCCCAGCCGCUCUCCCUUGUGCCGCCCCCCCCCCGAUUCACUGCUGCCCCUGCCGCCCCGGCUUUGCCUGCGCCUGACCCCCCGGCGAUGACCGGUCGGCGCGCCGCGCGCCCUGUGGCGCUAAA